Lingula anatina is the source of this 838-nucleotide messenger RNA. RefSeq names its product protein RER1. Gene Ontology annotation, cellular component: Golgi membrane. Lineage: Eukaryota; Metazoa; Brachiopoda; Lingulata; Lingulida; Lingulidae. The record is from RefSeq and is a predicted model, not a curated record. Gene Ontology annotation, biological process: protein retention in ER lumen; retrograde vesicle-mediated transport, Golgi to endoplasmic reticulum.
AGAAGGUCCAACGUGGCUUAACGCAAUAUUGUGUGUUUUAAUCACUUUCUUCACUAAAAUGUGACAAAGUUACGAACUUAAAAGACGAGAAUUUUGCUAAAAUACAUCUCCAAUAUGGAUGAAUCAGAAUCAGCAGCAUCUAAGCCAAAUGUGGUAUCACAGUUCUUUAAAAGACUUGGAGAUUUUUUCUUUCAGAUAUAUCAAAAAUGUUUGGAUAAUUUAACCCCCCACACAGCAGUUAGAUGGGCUGCGACGUCUUUAAUAGCUGUACUGUAUGGCUUAAGGGUAUUUCUUUUAAAGGGUUGGUACAUAGUUACAUAUGCACUGGGCAUUUAUUUGCUGAAUUUAUUCAUAGCAUUCCUCACACCCAAGAUGGACCCUGUGAUGCAAGAAGACAUAGAUGCAGAGGAUGGACCAUCGUUACCCACCAGAGCAAGUGAGGAGUUUAGACCAUUUAUACGAAGACUGCCAGAAUUUAAAUUUUGGCAUUCUGCAACAAAAGCUUUUUUGAUAGCCAUGUUUUGUACGUUCUUCGAUGCACUGAAUAUCCCUGUAUUCUGGCCUAUACUUGUCAUGUAUUUCAUCAUCCUCUUCACAAUUACCAUGAAAAGACAAAUAAAGCACAUGAUCAAGUAUAGAUACCUGCCGUUCACCCACGGAAAGACAGUCUACAAAGGCAAAGAUGACAGCGGAAAAGUGAUAACAGCCAUGCCACAAGAAAUGUAGCUAGGGCAACAUUUAGCAUUACGUACAUCGCCAUCUGGUGACUGGGACUGCAAUUAAUGAACACACACUGGCUGCAUUUGCCAAUUAAAAAAGAAAACCAAAAAAAAAAAAA